Exophiala dermatitidis NIH/UT8656 is the source of this 1601-nucleotide messenger RNA. RefSeq names its product MFS transporter, SP family, sugar:H+ symporter. Bases 1 to 1575 code for a protein of 524 amino acids. Gene Ontology annotation, molecular function: carbohydrate:proton symporter activity. Lineage: Eukaryota; Fungi; Ascomycota; Eurotiomycetes; Chaetothyriales; Herpotrichiellaceae. The transcript has 4 exons. Gene Ontology annotation, biological process: carbohydrate transport; transmembrane transport. Gene Ontology annotation, cellular component: membrane. The record is from RefSeq and is a predicted model, not a curated record.
AUGUCAAAGGCUAUCGCAGGCCACGAUGUCGCGGCCCAGGAUGUCGCCGAGGUUUCCGAAAUCCAUCAUCUGCUCGCCCAGGACACGACCCCCUGGUACAGGAAGAAGAACCUGCGGCGACUAUACUUCUGCCUGGUUCCAGCGGCCCUGGGCGUCGAGAUGACUUCUGGCUAUGAUGGGAGCGUCCUGAACGGACUGCAGGCUGUACAACCAUGGCAAGACUACUUCAACACCCCCAACGGCGCCCUUCUUGGUGUCAUGACGGCAGCAUUUUCGAUUGGGGCCGUGGUUGCUGUCCCUCUGGUGCCCUAUGUCAAUGAUCGAUUCGGUCGGAAAGCCUGUGUGAUAGUGGGCUCGACCAUCAUCACCGUUGGUGCCGUCCUGCAGUGCGCUGCUGUUAAUUUUGCCAUGUUCCUCGUGGCCCGCAUUAUCCUGGGUAUGGGCAUUGUCUAUGCCAUUAGCGGGGCGUCCCAGCUCAUUUCAGAGCUGGCAUAUCCGAAAGAACGAGCAGUUAUCACUGGCCUCUUCAAUGAGAGUUGGUACGCUGGGGCAAUCAUUGCAGCCGGCGUCACCCUGGGGACAUUCUCCUGGAAAAGUAGUUGGAGCUGGCGUCUGCCAUCACUGUUGCAGCUUCUCCCGUCAACCUUGCAACUCGUUUUCAUCUGGUUCAUACCAGAAUCACCACGGUUCUUGGUAUCAAGGGACCGCCACGAAGAAGCCCUGGAGAUUUUGAUCAAAUACCACGCUGAAGGCGAUGCAUCCAGUGCGUUUGUAGCUGCCGAGUACCAGCAGAUCCGCGAAACCAUUCGAAUGGAGCUGGAGAGUAUCAAAAGGCCCUGGAAGGAAAUUGUUACCACAGGUGUCAAUCGCCGUCGAGUCCUCAUCGCUGCCUGUGUCGGCCUGUUCUCUCAGUGGUCAGGCAAUGGCCUGGUCUCCUAUUAUCUGUCCAAAGUGCUCGCGACUGUGGGCAUUACCAAGAAAAGGACGCAGAACGAAAUCAACCUCGGUCUUUCAUGCUGGAACUUGAUCACUGGUGUCACGGGCGCUUUGUUGGCCCACGUCCUCCCCCGUCGUCGGCAGUACUUGGCCUCAUAUAUCGGCAUGACUGUCAUGUUUGCGUGCUGGACGGCCGCCUCAGCGGUUUAUGCCAAGGAUCACAGCAACCAUCACGCGGCCAUUGGUGUGGUUGCGCUUAUAUUUCUCUAUUACGGGUUUUACAACCUGAUGAUGCCACUUACCUACAUUUUCAUCUGCGAGGUGUUUCCUUUCAUCCAUCGCAGCAAGGGCGUGGCCAUCACCCAGUUCUUCUCGCGGGGUGGCAGUGCCUUUAAUCAGUUCGUCAACCCGAUCGGCCUGAAGAACAUUGAGUGGCGGUAUUAUCUUGUGUAUGUCGCCUGGUUGGCCGUGGAGAGCACCAUAAUCUUCCUCUUGUACCCGGAGACACAGGGCCCUAGCCUUGAGGAAGUCGCUGUGGUUAUGGAAGGUGAUAAUGCGAAAGUCCGGGUGAUCGAGAUUGGUGCUCUCGAGGAAAAGGGAGUGGGCUCCCACGGUGUCGAGCAGGUCGAGAAGGUGUAGGGCGAUAUCCGGCCUUGCUGCCACAU